Messenger RNA from Dufourea novaeangliae, 1310 nucleotides. RefSeq names its product lipoyltransferase 1, mitochondrial (gene Lipt1). The coding region runs from base 13 to 1215 and encodes 400 amino acids. Gene Ontology annotation, molecular function: lipoyltransferase activity. The transcript has 4 exons. NCBI's taxonomy places the organism in Eukaryota, Metazoa, Arthropoda, Insecta, Hymenoptera, Halictidae. Gene Ontology annotation, cellular component: cytoplasm; mitochondrion. The record is from RefSeq and is a predicted model, not a curated record. Gene Ontology annotation, biological process: protein lipoylation.
AACAAAAAAAACAUGUCUUUGAUCGAUAGAGCUCUGCUCGUUAUGAAGCGUGGAGCUUACCACGGCAAUUUCGGCCGAGUGUGUAGAUACUUCUCGACAAGUUUCAGUGGGAAGCAGGACGAGCUGAACAAUUCGAUUAAGAAGUCAGUAUUUAUAUCGCAAUCCACGGAUGUGUUCAUCAAUUUAGCGCUAGAAGAUUGGUUGUACCGGAAUUACAACUUCGCGCGUCAUCACGUGCUACUUCUGUGGCGUAACGAUCCCUGCGUGGUGAUUGGACGUCAUCAAAACCCAUGGAUCGAGCAUAACGCUCAGCUAGCUGAAAAACGUGGUAUCGUACUGGUACGACGGAACAGUGGCGGAGGCACCGUCUACCAUGAUAAUGGUAACUUGAAUUUGUCGUUCUUCACGCCGCGGGAACGAUACGAUCGUAAAUAUAAUUUGGGCAUCAUAACGAGAGCGCUGUACCGAGAAUGGGGCGUUAAAGCUGACAUUAAUAAACGCGAGGACAUCGUUGUUGAAGGCGAAUACAAAGAAUCCUUUAAUGUAUCCGGUACAGCGGCAAAAUUAGGACGGCCGAAUGCAUAUCAUCACUGCACGCUAUUGGUCAAUGUAAACAAAUCGGCUUUAAGCUUAACGCUCGAAAGAAAAGAGGAUGGCAUAGAAACUAACGCGACUUCAUCCACCCGGUCUCCAGUGAAAAAUUUAAUAGAUGUGAAUUCGCACAUAUGCAUGAAUAAACUUAUCAAUGCAGUUGGCUGGGAAUAUCUUCGUACGAAAGCAUUAGUUUUAGAAGAUGGUGGACAAGAUUUCAUUCAGUGUCAAAAAGGAUUUCAGUACAUCAAUCCAACCGAAGAUUGGUUUCCAGGACUUGACAAAUUGAUAAACGAGUUUCGCUCUUGGGAAUGGAACUAUGGAAAAACACCGAAGUUCACAGUGACCAGGGUACUGGAUCUUGUCGCCCAAGACGGCAAACUCCAUCGAUUUAAUCUAACGUUAGAAAUACAAAAUGGUAUCAUCGAGGAAAUCAAAAUGAGACUUCCAACUGGCUUGGUAUCAAAUGACUUCAACCAAGACGUUAGCGUGAUAACUAAUCUACGCGGUACAAGAUACGACUAUGAAGCAACAGAAAGAAUAAUAGCUGCCAUCGGUUGCAAGACUGUUACGUUAAGUACGAGCCAAAAUGUAGAUAAAAGUAAUAUGAUUGCUACGCAAUGACCCGACGAACAAUCAUAAUGAUUGUGCUUAAAUUGUUGUGUACAAAACAGAAUUACCAUAUGACAAGCUGUGAACAUAAUACAAAUUUCUGUCGU